GCUUGCCAAUGGCCGCGCGGGCCGCGACGUGAGCGGCUCGGCGGACCCCACGCCGGGGCCGGGCCGCAGCCUGCGCCGCUGCCGCCGAGUCCCUGUCGCCCUGGGCCAUGCGGCCCCCGGCCCCGGGGCUGUGGCUUUUGCUGUCGCUCUGCUGCCUCGGAACCGCUGCGACCCCAUCCGACUCUUCCCAGCUGGCUGCUCCACGGAACCCGAAGAUUCACCUGUACAAUGCUGAGCAGAUUCUGAGAUGGGAACCUUCCUCCCCAGGCAAUGACACAGUUCCAGUGACCUACCGGGUGCAGUUUAAAUACACUGGCAGUAACUGGAGCGACUUCGAGUCCCCGGAGGUGAACUGUACACAGAUCUCAGCCACGGAGUGUAAGUUCGCCACAGCCACCCUCUCCGAGGGCUUCCCGAAGGACUUCAAUGUCUCUCUGCGAGUGCGAGCAGAGCUGGGACAGCAGAAAUCUGCCUGGGCAGCAGUGCCUUGGUUUCAACACUUUCGAAAUGCCACCAUCGGGCCCCCAGAGAACAUCGUGGUCACCCCAGGAGGAGGCUCCCUCAUCGUCACGUUUUCUGCACCCUUUGACACCGGAAACCCCAGGGAUGCCACUUUUUCCUAUUACGUCCAUUACUGGGAAAAAGGUGGAACCCAACAGGUUAGAGACCCUGUCAAGAGCAACUCCAUUUUGCUGAAUAACUUGAAACCAUUCACAGUGUACUGUUUACAAGUCCAGGCACGACUGUUUUGGACAAGGCCAAAGAUCAUUAAUCCCGGGGAUUUCAGCAACACGUUUUGCGAAGAAACCACGGCAGAUGCCUCCACCAAGCUGCAGCAGAUCAUCCUGAUCUCGAUGGGAACCUUUUCGCUGCUGCUGGUGCUGACGGGGGCCUGUUUCUUCCUGGUCCUAAAAUACCAAGGGCUGAUUAAAUACUGGUUUCACACUCCACCAAGCAUCCCAUCACAAAUAGAAGAGUAUUUAAAGGACCCAGCCCAGCCCAUCUUAGAGGUCCUGGACAAGGACAGUUCGCCAAAGGAUGACGUCUGGGAUUCUGUGUCCGUCAUUUCCUUUCCAGAGAAGGAGGGAGAAGACAUGGAACCAAAGCACGGGUCCAGCUGGGGGACCCCAGAGGUGGACGCUGAGCAGGGAAGCUGAUAACCAUCCUGCCGGACCAGGCAGAAACCCACUCCCAGCUUCUGCCAAGGAAGCGAGACACACAGAGUCUGGGGAGAAGACAGCUUAGGACUUUUUCUAAGAAUUUCCUGAAUCACCGGGAAGGGUGGUGCACACCUGUGAGCCCAGCACUCAGGAGGCUGGAGCAGGAGGAUCACUGCAAGUUUGAGGCCAGCCUGGGCCACGUAGUGAGUUCAAGGCCAGCCUGGACUACAUAGCGAGACCCUGUCUCAAAAACAAACUUUUCUGAAUCAUACAAGUUUCUAGGAUGACUACAGAAAUAUCACAGAAAAAUUCAGGUUUCUUUUAAACACUAAAAAGGCGUGAAAUGUCUUGUCUGGAAUAUGUCUGUGGCACACCUGUGAUGGCAUCACUGUUGGUUGGCCCAGGCCAUCAGGAGACUAGGUCUUCUCAACUCUGACAACUGGGUUGUCCCAGCCUGUCCCAGCCUGUCCCAAGGAGGGGCCGAGGCCCCAUCCAGCCUGCUGGCUUAAAUGUGAUUCACCCUGGGGUGAGGAUGUAGCUCUUGCCUAGCAUGCACAAGGCCCUAGGUUCAGUCCCCAACACACACACACACACACACACACACGUGAUUAAUCUUAUAAGGAUUUUUCUAAUUUAAGUUUUUUUAAAAA
Heterocephalus glaber (naked mole-rat) is the source of this 1810-nucleotide messenger RNA. It is a transcript of the gene Ifngr2, whose product is annotated as interferon gamma receptor 2. Gene Ontology annotation, cellular component: plasma membrane. Gene Ontology annotation, molecular function: cytokine receptor activity; protein binding. Gene Ontology annotation, biological process: cytokine-mediated signaling pathway. NCBI's taxonomy places the organism in Eukaryota, Metazoa, Chordata, Mammalia, Rodentia, Bathyergidae. The record is from RefSeq and is a predicted model, not a curated record.